Messenger RNA from Microtus oregoni (creeping vole), 5336 nucleotides. Its product is annotated as complement C4. The transcript is spliced from 41 exons. The coding region runs from base 46 to 5268 and encodes 1740 amino acids. Gene Ontology annotation, molecular function: endopeptidase inhibitor activity; protein binding. The record is from RefSeq and is a predicted model, not a curated record. Gene Ontology annotation, cellular component: extracellular region. NCBI's taxonomy places the organism in Eukaryota, Metazoa, Chordata, Mammalia, Rodentia, Cricetidae. Gene Ontology annotation, biological process: inflammatory response; complement activation.
CAGACCUCUGACCAGACAGGUCUGACCUCCCUGGACCCUGCAGCCAUGCGGCUCCUAUGGGGACUGCUCUGGGUGCUGAGCGUCGUUGCCUUGUCUCUGCAGAAGCCCAGGUUGCUCCUCUUCUCCCCUUCUGUGGUGAAUUUGGGGGUCCCUCUGUCAGUGGGAUUGCAGCUCCAGGAUGCCCCUCCAGGACAGCAAGUAAAAGGAUCAGUGUUCCUGAGAAACCAAAAUGGUCGCAUCUGCAGCCCAAAGAAGGAUUUUGUGCUCAGUUCAGGAAAUGGUUUUGUGCUUCUCAGCCUCGAGGUCCCACUGCCUUAUGUGAGCAACUGUGGCCUCUUUGAGCUACGCAGAGCCCCCCACGUCCAGCUGGUGGCUCAGUCUUCCUGGCUAAAGAGCUCCCUGUCCAAAGCCACAGACACACAGGGCGUCAACCUACUGUUCUCUUCUCGCCGUGGGCACAUCUUCGUGCAGACUGACCAGCCUGUUUAUAACCCUGGCCAGCGGGUUCGUUACCGGGUUUUUGCUCUGGAUCACAAGAUGCGCCCUUCCACCGACACCCUCACAGUUAUGGUGGAGAACUCUAAUGGCCUCCGUGUUCGGAAGAAGGAGGUGUUUGCUCCUACGUCCAUCUUCCAGGAUGACUUCGUGAUCCCAGACAUCUCAGAGCCGGGGACCUGGACGAUCUCAGCGAGGUUCUCAGACGGCCUGCAGUCCAAUAGAAGUGCCCUCUUUGAGGUGAAGAAAUACAUUCUUCCCAACUUUGAAGUGAAGAUCACCCCACAGAAGCCAUAUAUCCUGUCAGUGCCCGGCUACAUGGAUGAAAUACAGUUAGACAUCCAGGCCAGGUAUAUCUACGGGAAGCCCGUGCAGGGUGUGGCGUACACGCGCUUUGCACUCAUGGAUGAGGAUGGGAAGAGGACUUUCCUUCGGGGCCUGGAGACACAGACCAAGUUGGUGGAAGGCCAGAGUCAAGUUUCCAUCUCAAAGGACCAGCUCCAGGCUGCCCUGGGUAAAGUCAGUGUUGGGGCUGCAGACCUGGAGGGGCUGCGCCUCUAUGCCGCGGCAGCCGUCAUCGAGUCUCCAGGUGGGGAGAUGGAGGAGGCAGAGCUCACAUCCUGGCGCUUUGUGUCAUCUGCCUUCUCCUUGGACCUCAGCAACACCAAGCAGCACCUUGUGCCUGGAGCCCACUUCGUGCUGCAGGCUGUGGUCCGAGAGAUGUCAGGCUCCACAGCCUCUGACAUUCCUGUCAAAGUUUCUGCCACGUUCUCCGCUGGCUCUGGCUCAAGAGUCCUCGACUUAGAGCAGAACACCAACAGGAUUGGCCAAGUCAGCCUUUCUAUCCCUGUCCCACCAGGCACCACAGAACUGCAGCUCUUGGUGUCUGCAGGCUCUGUCCAUCCUGCCCUAGCCAGGCUCACAGUGAAAGGCCCACCUCCAGGAAGCUCUGGCUUUCUGUCCAUUGAGCCCCAAGACCUUCAACCCCCUCGUGUGGGGGACAACUUCAUCCUUAACCUGCGAACUGUGGGCAUUAAGGGGCCUACCUUCUCUCAUUACUACUACAUGAUCCUCUCCCGGGGCCAGAUCGUGAUCAUGAACCGGGAGCCCAGGAGGACCCUGACCUCUGUCUCCAUCCUGGUGGACCAUCGCCUGGCCCCUUCCUUCUACGUUGUGGCCUACUUCUACCACCAAGGACUUCCUGUGGCCAACUCCCUACUCAUUCAUGUGCAGCCUGGGGACUGUGAGGGCCAGCUGGAACUGAACGUGGAUGGUGCCAAGGAGUAUCACACUGGGGACAGCAUGAAGCUGCAGAUUAAGACAGACCCCGAAGCCCUGGUGGCCCUGGGCGCCGUGGACACAGCUCUGUAUGCUGUGGGUGGCAAGACUCACAAACCCCUCGACAUGGGCAAGGUCUUUGAAGUAAUGAACAGCUACAACCUUGGCUGUGGUCCUGGAGGUGGGGACAAUGCCCUUGAGGUGUUCCAGGCUGCUGGUCUGGCCUUUUCUGAUGGAGACCAACUAAGUCAAGUCAGGGAGGGCCUGAGCUGUCCCAAGGAGAAGAAAAGCCGGCAAAAGAGAAGCGUGGACUUCCAGAAGGCUGUCAGUGAGAAGUUGGGCCAGUAUGCUUCCCCAGAGGCCAAGCGCUGCUGCCAGGACGGGCUGACAAGGUUGCCCAUGGUGCGCACCUGUGAGCAGCGGGCAGCCCGGGUGCGGCCGGCCAGCUGCCAGGAGCCCUUCUUGUCCUGUUGCCUGUUUGCUGAGGUCCUGCGCAAGAACCAGACCAGAAGCCAGGCGGGCUUUGCCCGAGCCCAGGAGGUGCUGCAGGAGGAAGACCUGAUUGAUGAAGAUGACAUCCUCGUGCGCAGCUACUUCCCGGAGAACUGGCUCUGGAGAGUGGAGCCCGUGGACCGCUCCAAACUGCUGACACUGUUGCUCCCUGACUCUCUGACCACAUGGGAGAUUCAUGGCGUGAGCCUGUCCAGAAGCAAAGGCCUGUGUGUAGCCACACCGACCCGUGUGCGCGUGUUCCGAGAAUUCCACCUGCAUCUGCGCCUGCCCACCUCUGUCCGCCGCUUUGAGCAGCUCGAGUUGCGGCCCGUUCUCUACAACUAUCUCAAUACUGACGUGACUGUGAGUGUCCAUGUGUCCCCCGUGGAAGGACUGUGCAUGGCUGGUGGUGGAGGACUGGCUCAGCAGGUGUCGGUGCCCGCAGGCUCUGCCCGGCCUGUGGCCUUCUCUGUGGUACCCACGGCUGCUGCCUCUGUGUCCCUGAAAGUGGUGGCUCGAGGGUCUAUUGAGAAUUUCGUGGGAGAUGCUGUCUCUAAGAUUCUGCAAAUCGAAAAGGAAGGGGCCAUCCACAGAGAAGAGAUGGUCUACGAACUCAACCCCCUGGAUAACCGAGCCCGGACUUUGGAAAUUCCCGGCAGCUCUGAUCCCAACAUCAUCCCUGAUGGGGAUUUCAGCAGCUUCGUCAGGGUUACAGCCUCUGAACCCUUGGAAACUUUGGGCUCUGAAGGCGCCUUGUCCCCGGGAGGCGUGGCCUCCCUUCUGAGACUUCCCCGGGGCUGUGCGGAACAAACCAUGAUCUAUUUGGCUCCUACUCUGACUGCUUCCCACUACCUGGACAAGACAGAGCAGUGGAGCAGACUACCCCCUGAGACCAAGGACCGUGCUGUGGAGCUCAUCCAGAAAGGGCACAUGCGCAUCCAGCAGUUCCGGAAGAAAGAUGGCUCCUUUGGGGCUUGGUUGCACAGGGACAGCAGCACCUGGCUCACGGCCUUUGUGCUGAAGAUCCUGAGUUUGGCGCAGGAGCAGGUGGGCGACGCCCCAGAGAAGCUGCAGGAGACGGCUGCCUGGCUGUUGUCCCAGCAGCUGGGUGAUGGCUCAUUCCACGACCCAUGUCCAGUCAUUCACAGAGACAUGCAGGGGGGCUUGGUGGGUCAUGAUGAGAAUGUGGCCCUCACUGCUUUCGUGGUCAUUGCCCUUCACCAUGGACUGGACGUCUUCCCAGACGGGAGUGCCCAGCAGCUGAAGGACAGAGUGGAAGCCUCCAUCUCCAAGGCAAAUGAGUUCUUGGGGCAGAAGGCCAGUGCUGGGCUCCUGGGCGCCCACGCAGCUGCCAUCACAGCCUAUGCCCUGACACUGACCAAGGCCUCCGAGGACCUGAGGAAUGUUGCCCACAACAGCCUGAUGGCCAUGGCUGAGGAAGCCGACGGAAACCUCUACUGGGGCUUCGUCCCUGGCUCUCAGAACGAUGUUGUGUUGCCCACCCCGGCUCCUCGUAGCCCAUCAGAACCUGUGCCCAGGGCCCCAGCCCUGUGGAUCGAGACCACAGCCUAUGGCCUCUUACAUCUGCUGCUGAGGGAGGGCAAGGGAGAAAUGGCCGACAAGGCCGCAUCCUGGCUCACCCACCAGGGCAGCUUCGAAGGGGGAUUCCGUAGUACCCAGGACACAGUGGUCACUCUGGACGCCCUGUCUGCAUACUGGAUCGCUUCCCACACCGCAGAGGAGAGGGUCCUCAACGUGACUCUCAGUUCCCUGGGCCGCAAUGGGUUCAAGUCUCACGCGCUGCAACUGAACAACCACCAGGUCAAGGGCCUGGAGGAGGAGCUGAAGUUCUCCCUGGGCAACAAGAUCACUGUGCAGGUCGGAGGGAACAGCAAAGGCACCUUGAAGGUCCUCCGUACCUACAAUGUCCUGAACCUGAAGAACACGACCUGUCAGGACCUGCAGAUGGAAGUGACAGUCACAGGCUAUGUGGAAUACUCCCGGGAAGCCUACGAGGACUAUGAAGACUAUGAGGAUGAUUUGCCAGCUGCGGAUGAUCCGAGUGCCCACUCUCAGCCUGUGACACCCCUGCAGCUGUUUGAGGGUCGAAGGAGCCGCCGCAGAAGGGAGGCUCCCAAGGUGGCAGAGGAGCAGGAGUCCAGAGUGCAGUACACUGUGUGCAUCUGGCGCACGGGCAAGGAGGGGUUGUCUGGCAUGGCGAUCGCAGACAUCACCCUCCUGAGUGGAUUUCACGCCCUGAGGGCCGACCUGGAGAAGCUGACAUCCCUCUCUGACCGGUAUGUGAGUCACUUUGAGACCGAUGGGCCCCAUGUCCUGCUGUACUUCGACUCGGUCCCGACCACCCGGGAGUGUGUGGGCUUUGGAGCCCUGCAGGAGGUGGCCGUGGGGCUGGUGCAGCCGGCCAGCGCUGUCCUGUAUGACUACUACAGCCCUGACCACAAGUGCUCUGUGUUUUAUGCUGCACCGAGUAAGAGCAAGCUCCUGUCCACCUUGUGCUCUGCCGAUGUCUGCCAGUGUGCCGAGGGGAAGUGCCCUAAACAGCGCCGCUCUCUGGAGCGAGGGGAGCUGGACAAGGAUGGCUACAGGAUGAAGUUUGCCUGCUAUUAUCCCCGAGUGGAGUAUGGCUUCCAGGUUAAGGUUCUCCGAGAAGAUGGCAGAGCUGCCUUCCGCCUCUUUGAGACCCAGAUCACCCAAGUCCUGCAUUUCAGCAAGGAUGCCAAGGCUUCUGUAGGUCAGACUCGCAACUUCCUGGUCCGGGCCUCUUGCCGCCUCCGCCUGGAGCCUAACAAAGAAUACUUGAUCAUGGGUCUGGACGGGGUCACCAGUGACCUCAAGGGAGACCCUCAGUACUUGCUGGACUCCAACAGCUGGAUCGAGGAGAUGCCCUCGGAGCGCCUGUGCCGGAGCACCCGUCAGCGGGCAGCCUGCGUGCAGCUCCAUGACUUCCUGCGGGAGUACAGCACCCAGGGGUGCCAGGUGUGAGGUGCAGGACUCUGGACCCCUGAGCUCAGCCCAGGACUUAGGCAUAAAUAAAAGCUUUUGACAGCAAA